AUGAACAAUAUUCUAAACGCACAGCGACUGCUACAAUUGUACCAAUUCAACCCUAAGUUGAAAGAUAUAUGGUAUCUGACAGCUGCAGCAACAUUCAGUGUUGCUAAUCAACCCCAGGAGAUUCCUAAAUUAUAUCAUUACGCAAUGCUUUUAAGUAAUGAAAAUUCAUACAAAUACCGUGUUACUCUGGCAUAUAAAACUAUUGAAUUAUUAUCAGAACAACCUGAAAAGAGGAUGAGUAUGAUAAAUGAGAUAUACGAGAAACCCACAGACUUGCAACGGCAGGUGUCUGCACGAUUUAGAGAGACUUUAUUGAAGACCGGUGCUCUAGCUGGGUUGCCAAGAGCAAUUAACGGUUUACAUACGUUAAAAGAAUUCACACCAGAAUCAUUAUUACCAGAGGCUAGUAAUAUAGAUCCCUGGAAUGCAGCAAUGGGUGGGGAGGAUCCAUGCCCUCAAAUCUUUACUGAACGUGAACAGAUGAGACAUACAGAGAAUGUGAAUAAUGUGAUGCGUCGUGGGCUAGAUCAAUGGAACAUGAUUUAUAAUAAAGUAAGUAACAGAGUCGUCAACAAUUUAAAUUCGUCUUAUCCAGAUCUUUGGUAUUUUACAUUAAUGCAUGUAUAUGGUCCUCUGUUUUCUUUUGAUUCCAUACUUUCUAAACAAGAAACAAGUUUGGUAGUAAUAUCAUCUCUAGUACCGCAAGAUGUAAAUCCGCAAUUACGUGGUCAUCUAAAAGGUGCUUUAAAUGUAGGUUGUGAUUAUGAUACGGUCGAAGCAGUUAGAAGAUUAUCAAUUUUAGUUUCUCAAUGGUGUAAUGUUAAAUGGAGAGACGGUAUAAUUGGGCUAUUACCUCCAAAGAAUAAAUCUCAAUCAAAUAGUCGUACAUAA
Molecule: messenger RNA, 891 nt
Organism: Maudiozyma saulgeensis
Lineage: Eukaryota; Fungi; Ascomycota; Saccharomycetes; Saccharomycetales; Saccharomycetaceae
Source: the annotation of a GenBank genome assembly